Cannabis sativa is the source of this 1514-nucleotide messenger RNA. Its product is annotated as probable prolyl 4-hydroxylase 4. Gene Ontology annotation, biological process: peptidyl-proline hydroxylation to 4-hydroxy-L-proline. The transcript has 8 exons. Gene Ontology annotation, cellular component: endoplasmic reticulum. The coding region runs from base 111 to 1016 and encodes 301 amino acids. The record is from RefSeq and is a predicted model, not a curated record. Gene Ontology annotation, molecular function: iron ion binding; L-ascorbic acid binding; procollagen-proline 4-dioxygenase activity. Lineage: Eukaryota; Viridiplantae; Streptophyta; Magnoliopsida; Rosales; Cannabaceae.
GACAACAAAUCGGGUCGUCGCUGGUGUUCUGUAUCCAAAAAAAACAAACUUCUAAGGAAAAUUGGGAUAUUUUCCCGGAAAAAUAUCUAAUUUUCUCGCCAAGGCUUAGGAUGACUAAGAUUAUGGUUCAGCCACUGUUCUUUCUGUUCACGAUCUUCUUCUUCUUCUUCCAUGAAUCGUUCAGUUCAUAUGCUGGUUCAGCCAGUUCCAUCAUCAACCCCGCUAAAGUCAAACAGAUUUCAUGGAAACCAAGAGCUUUCAUCUACGAAGGAUUUCUUACGGACUUGGAAUGCGACCAUUUGAUCUCGCUUGCCAAAUCGGAACUUAAGAGAUCAGCUGUCGCCGAUAGCGAGUCCGGGGAGAGCCAGCUUAGCGAAGUUCGUACUAGCUCCGGCAUGUUCAUAUCUAAGGCCAAGGACCCCAUUGUUGCUGGUAUAGAGGACAAGAUUUCAACGUGGACUUUUCUUCCUAAAGAAAAUGGAGAAGACAUACAGGUACUUAGAUAUGAAGAAGGCCAGAAAUAUGAACCCCACUAUGAUUACUUUGCUGACAAAGUCAACAUUAUCCGGGGUGGACACCGCAUAGCAACUGUACUCAUGUAUCUCACUGAUGUAGUCAAGGGUGGUGAAACUGUAUUCCCUCAUGCAGUGGAGAAUCCACGCCAUAAGCCUUCCACAACUCUCGAAGAUUUCUCCGAGUGUGCAAAGAAAGGAGUUGCCGUCAAAGCACGACGAGGGGAUGCCCUUCUCUUCUUCAGUCUUCUCCCAACUGCUAUUCCGGACACACUCAGUCUCCACGCAGGGUGCCCAGUCAUCGAAGGUGAGAAAUGGUCAGCAACAAAAUGGAUUCAUGUAGAUUCAUUUGACAAGGAUGUGUCAGCUGGUGGGACCUGUACAGACAUGAAUGAAAGCUGUGAGAGAUGGGCUGCCCUUGGUGAAUGCACCAAGAACAAAGAAUACAUGGUUGGAUCUCCAGAACUUCCUGGAUACUGUAGGAGGAGUUGUAAAAUGUGCUAAAAUCUUCCAGUCCUCGGACAUUGCAUCGGGCCAAUUCCAAUAUAUUAAUUUCCCAAGAGAGAGAGAGAGAGAGAGAGAGAGAGAGAGGCUAAAAUAUUGAAUUGAAUGUUUUGGACAAUCUGGAGGAAAGAAAGAUUCCAAUAAUGUUCCAAGGUACAUUUUGGUGAGAAAAGGGUCAAAGAUGAGUUCAUUUCAGGCUUUAGUGGGAAAGGAAUUACCCCUCCCCUACCUACCUAUUAUUCUAUUAUUGGUUAUUACUGUUACCCAACUUAAAUAAAUAAAUGUAUUAUUCGGUCAGUAAUGAAUGAUUGUACAAACAACAUUUAGAGGAAGAGGACCACCCAUAGAUUCCCAUUAUCAAUAUCAAAAUGGAAAAGGAGGCCCUGAAUUGUGGUCCUUAUAAGUGUCCUAUUUUGAUUGAUACUUUUGUAGCAUCGUGCAUUAAAUCACUCAGCCUUUCUAUUUGGUUUAACUUAUAUAUAUGAUAUGAUAUGAGAU